AAAUCAUAUCUUUGAAAACAUGUCGAUCAUUCCAAGUUUCUUAAGCGGCAGGAGGAGCAAUGUGUUCGACCCAUUCUCCCUAGACAUCUGGGACCCCUUUCAGGGCAUCUCCAGCACCCUCAGCAACCUUCCCGAGUUUUCGCAAGAAACCUCAGCGAUCGCAAAUGCCAAAAUUGACUGGAAAGAGACACCGGAAGCUCAUGUGUUCAAGGCGGAUGUACCCGGGCUGAAGAAGGAAGAAGUGAAGGUGGAGGUUGAGGAAGGAAGGGUGUUGCAAAUUAGCGGUGAGAGGAGCAAAGAAAAUGAAGAGAAGAAUGACAAGUGGCACCGGGUCGAGAGAAGCUCUGGCAAGUUCUUUAGAAGGUUCAGGCUGCCCGAGAAUGCGAAAAUGGAUCAAGUCAAGGCUACCAUGGAGAAUGGGGUGCUUACCGUGACCGUGCCAAAGGAGGAGGUCAAGAAGCCAGAAAUCAAGUCCAUUGAUAUCUCCGGCUGAUUGAUUAGUUGGUUUUGGAACUAUGGGUUUGUAUAUGAUGUCGCAAUGAUUAUUGUGAAUUUGUGAUAAUGUGUACUAGUUUUAUGUGUCUUGAUCGUGGUUUUGUAUGGAAGUGACUGAUGUUUUAAACUUUUUAUGGAUAUUUUGAUUGAAUAAAAAAGUCUUCUAUUAUCAA
Messenger RNA from Erigeron canadensis, 668 nucleotides. RefSeq names its product 17.8 kDa class I heat shock protein-like. The transcript has a single exon. NCBI's taxonomy places the organism in Eukaryota, Viridiplantae, Streptophyta, Magnoliopsida, Asterales, Asteraceae. Bases 20 to 493 code for a protein of 157 amino acids. Gene Ontology annotation, biological process: response to salt stress; protein complex oligomerization; protein folding. The record is from RefSeq and is a predicted model, not a curated record.